This is a messenger RNA of Aspergillus pseudotamarii, 1420 nucleotides long. RefSeq lists its product as uncharacterized. The transcript has 2 exons. NCBI's taxonomy places the organism in Eukaryota, Fungi, Ascomycota, Eurotiomycetes, Eurotiales, Aspergillaceae. Bases 305 to 1096 code for a protein of 263 amino acids. The record is from RefSeq and is a predicted model, not a curated record.
GAGUCUCAACUAUAACUAAGUGAUAUUUUUAUUUUGAAUAGAAUUUCAUAGAAUAUACCUGUAGGUUUAUCGCAUCACAUCGAAAUGUGUACCUGGAAAGUUGAGGGGUCGAGUUUGGACCAAGAGAAGCAAUAAAGUGUGCAUUUAAGACGUCAUCAGCCGAUGAGCAUAAACAACAUCAAUCAAUCAAUCGAUCGAUCAUCCACCACCGCCACAACAACAACUCGGCCACGCGAUCGUCAUCACCAUUCCAGAAAAUAAAACAGAAAAACCCUAAUCUUAGUGUCCGACAGUCAGAUUCGAUAUGGACAAUUCAGGCACCAUGCAGCCCACUCAGGACAAUGAAAGCAAUCCGAAUGAUCGGCCAGGGACUCCACCGCGCCCGCCUUAUUCCCCAGUAACUCCGGUCUUCGCUCAUCUUGCCCCAGUCCAUAACGCCUCCACGUCCAACGGCGCGCUAUCACAUCCCAUUGUCCCCCCGGCCUCGUCACCGUCGCCAACAAGUCGCGCUGGCGGCGCAACCGCCUCGCUUCCUACGACACCGGCCGUCUUCGCGCCGGAGCCUGUUGCCGUGCCGAUCUCGGAAAGCGAGAACCCCGAUGCGAUCGCGUUGCGGUCCACCAUCUCGAUUCUACAGCUUCAGAAGCAGCAAAGUCUGCGCGAUAUACGGACACUGGAGAGGCUGAAGCAAGCGGCGGCAGCCGAUCCCGAGGGGUUUGCGCGCGAACUGGCGGCGGGGAAUCUGACGGCGAAAGACCCGGGGGGUUUCGUGAAUUUCACGCAUGACGAGGAGGACGAGGGUGAUGAGAUAGGGGCUUCGAAGGAAGGAGGCGCGUCGGGUCUGGGGACCUUACCUACACCGCAGAAUGUAGUACGCAUGCCACCGAUCAACUGGAACAAGUACCAGAUCGUGGGCGAGCCGCUGGACAGGAUGCAUGAGGACCAACGACGACGUCCGUCUUCCGGGGAGCCUAGACGCGAGGAACCUGCACAACGGGCGCCGGAGCAUGUUCUCGCGUCACCAUAUCGACCGCUAGUAGAUAAACUAGAAAGCCCGGACAAAGUAAAAGGAGCCAACAGGAACAAGAAAGCAUAAAUAUUGAAGAAGAGAAUUCUGCGAUUGGUGAAGCUAGACUAUAUGGUACAGUCUCAUUUGGAACGGUUUCACUCUGAGCAAUAACAACGGUAGCGUUCAUUCAUCAUGUCUCGUUUACAGGGGAGAAAGACAAGCAAGAAGACAAUGAUGUAUGCCUGCCGGUCUGUUACAUGUCGCGCUGCGAAUGCCAAACUAAGUUAGGGGACUCUCGGUCUAGCCGGGUCAAAGAAAGCAAUGCCAGCAUACCACAGCCGGCCGUGAAGAAUAAAUGGAGGAGAGGUCUACGAUAGAGUCUUUCUAAAGUCCUCGAUGUCGGCGAUGGUC